Molecule: messenger RNA, 1509 nt
Organism: Plasmodium coatneyi
Lineage: Eukaryota; Apicomplexa; Aconoidasida; Haemosporida; Plasmodiidae
Product: Structure specific recognition protein
Exons: 1
Coding region: 1-1509 (502 amino acids)
Cellular component (GO): nucleus; FACT complex
Molecular function (GO): nucleosome binding; DNA binding; histone binding
Source: RefSeq, a predicted model, not a curated record
AUGGCAGAGAACGCCGCCAGUUCGAGUACCAACCCCGUGAUUUCCAUCGGAAACAUCCGUGGCUUCGGGGGCUGUGACUAUGGAUCAUUUCGAAUGUCCAACGAGUUAUUAGGAUGGAAAAACAAAAGAACGAACAACAUAUACCAGUACAAGUGUAGUGACAUAAGUGAAGCCGAGUGGAUAAAAACAGGCUACAACAACAACAGGCUACACCUAAAGUUCAGUAAGCAGAAAGACAAUUUGAUCAUCUUCUUCGACGGAUUCCCAGAUAGAAAUACUACCGAAAUAACUCAGCAUUUUCUGAAAUAUUGCAAUCUCAGAUUAGCUAACAGGAAGCUAGCUGCGAAGGGAUGGAACUGGGGAGAAUUCAAGUUAGAAAAUGCGCACAUAAAUUUCGACGUAGAUAACAAGUAUGCAUUCAGUAUUCCAACGAAGAGCAUCAAUCAACUGAAUGUACAGAUAAAGACAGACAUAGCAAUGGAAUUAAGAAAUGAGGAUAUGAAAAAAUCGAAUGAAGACUUCCUAUCGGAAAUACGUUUCUGUUAUCCACACGAAAAUGAGGAAAAUCAACAUUUUCAAAAUUUUAAAAGUGAAUUACUGGAAAACGUAAAUACAGGAGACGCCAAAAGUGAAUGCAUUGCCUCUCUUGCAAAUAUUCCUCUCCUGGUCCCAAGAGGAAGAUACGAAAUUGAGAUGUACCCCAAGUCGUUCAAGCUACAUGGAAAAUCCUACGAUUUUACCAUUCAGUAUACUAAUGUAAAUAAAAUGCUGUUAGUACCCAAAAGUAACUCCAAUCAGUACGUUUUAAUCUUUAACCUAAAUAACAAAAUGAAGCAAGGACAAACUGAGUACCCAUUCAUUUUGAUUCAACUGAAUAACGAUGACGACAUGGAGUUGGACAUAAAUGCAACUGAUGAAGAUAUGAAAAAAUAUAAAUUGGAGAAAACUCUCUACGGAAGACAAUACGAAGUAAUCCCUAGACUGUUCUCCGCCCUGGUUAAGAAAAAUGCCAUCAUUCCAGGGGACUUCAGAACAGCAAAAAAUGAAUAUGGUAUUACAUGCAGUUAUAGAGCUGCCAGUGGACAACUUUACCCUCUAAAUAAAUACUUCCUUUUUAUUGUAAAACCGGUUAUCUUAAUCCCCUUUGAAGAUAUCGUAACGCUCAACUUCCAAAGGACGGGUAACAUAAACCAACACCGUUUCUUCUCUCUUAUCAUAAAACACAAAAGAGGAAUCAGUUAUGAGUAUACCAAUAUAGACAAAAAUGAAUACCCCCCUCUGCUGGAAUUUUUAAAAAGUAAAAAUAUACACAUUCAGGAUGAUGCCAAUGGUGGGGAUAAAAAACAGGACUAUGUCGAUGACCUCUCCGAAUCGGAUGAAGAAGAUUACGUGGCGGAAGAUGAUGAUGACGACGAAGAGGAUUACGUGGCAGAGGAUGAGGACGACGAUGACGAUGACGACGAUGAUGACGACGACGAGGAAGAAGAAGAAGAAGACGAUGAUAAGUAA